Chenopodium quinoa (quinoa) is the source of this 1558-nucleotide messenger RNA. RefSeq names its product 7-deoxyloganetic acid glucosyltransferase-like. Lineage: Eukaryota; Viridiplantae; Streptophyta; Magnoliopsida; Caryophyllales; Amaranthaceae. Bases 10 to 1458 code for a protein of 482 amino acids. The record is from RefSeq and is a predicted model, not a curated record. The transcript has 2 exons. Gene Ontology annotation, molecular function: UDP-glycosyltransferase activity.
GUACCAAAAAUGGAACACAAAUCAUAUCCUACACCUCAUGUUUUAAUCUUUCCAGUCCCAUUGCAAGGCCAUUUAACCCCAAUGCUAAACUUAGCAGAAAUUUUAUGCCUAGCAAAUCUUAAGGUAACCUUCCUAAACACAACCUACAACCAAAAACGACUUGCCAAGCACACUGACAUCGAAGCUCGUUUUGGCCGUUAUCCUGGGUUUACCUUUAAGACGGUACCUGAUGGGCUUCCCGAUGACCACCCACGUUCUGGUGAUAAAACCUGGUUUAGAGAAAUGCACGCGGCAUUAGCGUCAAGUGUUAAGCCCCUUUUGAAGGACAAUUUUGUAGGAAAAGAUGAAGUUACAUGUUUAAUAUUAGAUGGAUGGAUGAGCUAUGCUAAUGAUGUAGAUAAUGAGGUUAAGUUACCAGUGAUUACAUUUAUUACUACUGGUGCAAACUUCAUUUGGACUUUCCAAUGUUUGCCAAAGAUGAUUGCUGCAGGGGAAUUACCAUUCAAAGAUGAAGAUAUGGAUGAGCUAGUAAAGAAUGCACCUGGGAUGGAUAGCUUCCUCCGGUACCGUGACCUUCCUUGCUUCUUCCGAGACAAAGACAUAUCUGUUUUCGGAAAGCUUCAAGACCAAUUCAAUGGCGAGAUACAAAAAAUCAAACAAGCUCACACCUUUAUUCUCAACACAUUUGAGGAUCUGGAGGGUCCCAUACUCUCUCUCAUUCGUGAGCACUGGAGAGGUGUUUACACCAUAGGUCCACUACAUGCUCACUUAAAAUACAGGCUCAACCCAAAAGACACAACACUGUCCAACACCUCCUCUAGCGACUUGUGGGAAGUUGAUCGAAGUUGCAUUUCAUGGUUGGACCAAAAGCCUGAAAAAUCCGUUGUCUAUGCAAGUUUUGGUACCAUUACUACCUUCACAAAGGACCAGCUGAUGGAAUUUUGGGCAGGACUAGUGCAGAGUAAGAAGUACUUCCUGUGGGUCAUAAAGUCCGAUAACAUUACAGGAAGUGGCUCAGAAAGUCCAGCUCACGAUGACCUUGUGCAAGGAACCAAGGAGAGAGGAUACAUAGUGAGCUGGGCACCACAGGAAGAAGUAUUGGCUCACCGUGCUGUUGGUGGGUUCUUCACCCAUAGUGGAAGGGGAUCGGUGUUGGAAAGCAUAGUGGCUGGGGUGCCAAUGCUUUGUUGGCCUUACUUUUCUGAUCAUCUGGUGGACAGCAGAUUCAUCAGUGAAGUCUGGAAAAUUGGCCUCGAUAUGAAGGAUACAUGUGAUAGAAAAAUAGUGGAGAACAUGAUCAACGAUCUUAUGGAGAGAAAGAAGGACGAGCUGAGAACAUCCGUGUCUAAACUCUCACAUUUAGCAAAGAAGAGCAUAAGUGAAGGGGGGUCUUCAUAUUCAAAUCUUGACCAGUUAAUCGAGGAAAUAAAAGGGAUGACCAAGAAAGGGGAGCAUUAGAUAUCAAUGAAGAAAAAGGUGAAUGAACUAGAAAUUGUAAUGAUGUGGAUUUGAGCAUCUUUGGCCAAGUUUCAAAUUAAACAAUGUUUCAAGCUAUUUA